CUUGAUAUAUUCGUUAUGGUUUAAUCUCCACCCAGUCCUUCGUGCACAUGUGGAACUUAGGCACAUAUAGCGAAGAUCAUAGAUAUUAUCUUGUUCAAGUACUAUGCAGUAAGCCCAGUCACGUUUCCCCCCAAUGCUUGAUUCCUUUCUUUUCUUGAAAACAUAUAUUGUGUGUAUGUCAGUGAAAGCUGACAACACAGAACUGUGCAUGUCGCGAAGAUGUCUUUGGACACACCGUCUGAGCGCGGCCUCCUCGGCUAUGAGUUCAGGACAUGACUGACUUUCGUGUUUUGCCACUCUCUAGAAGGUCAGAUGAUGACACAAUGCUGCUGAUGUUUGGUCGGGUUAAAGCAAGCGCAGCGUGAAAGGAACCUAAUCUCGGACCACCGAGAACGAGAACAUCCAGCCGAACCGCUAACGUGACAGUUCGUUCCGUGUGCCUCGGCUUCUCCAUCACAGGGUCGUCCCGCAUCCCAGCUGCAUCUAACUUCCUCGUGCUUUCAGCGUCACCAUUUCUUACAGUUCUCUGUUCUCGUUAUCCGGGAAAACAAAAGAGAAUAAUGGCAGAUGCUCUUUGUGGUCCCUCCAAUGCUCUCCAGAGCUUUCAGAAACACACGUCCGUAGAUCGGACGUUGCAACAAGAUCGCCUUGUCGGAAGACAUUCACCGUCGCAGGGUUUCCGCUCGUCUUCGGGACCGCCAGGCGCAUUAGAUGCGGAAUUCGAAGCAUUCCAGGCUGGCCAGGCAGUGCCCUUGCCGCAGCAGUCGCAAGGUCUCCACAACCACUUCCCUCCUCCGCAAUUUGCCCAACCUCAAGUACAAUUCGCACAGCCGCAAUCACCGUAUGCUCCCGACUGGGCCUCCGAUUUUCAACGCCUUAAUCUUGCCCCGACACAUACACCACCUGCUGUGCAGCAACACCGCGCACCAGCUUCGAACGCGUCAUCGGCGUCAUGGCAUCAAGACUUCAUGAUGCAGCAGGCAAAUCCUGUGCAAGCACCAAUACUUCAGCAGCAGCGGAAUGGUUUUACGGGAAUGGGUUAUGGCAUGAACGGCGGCUUUGCGCAACCUAAUUAUCAACACGCCAUGGGUGGCGUCGCUCAGGGCAAACAAAGAGUUGAGGAGCAAGUUCCACAGUUUGAUGAAGCUGCCUUCGAACAGGCUUUUGCGCAGGCCCAGGAAGACAUGAUUGAUGAGGCGGCAAUAACCAACACUCAAACUCUUCGUGAGCAGAACACGACGAUGGAGGAAGCUGAGGAGCCUGCACUGCAGCGCCUUCGAGAACAGCGACCUGGUGUUUACGCAGUCCUAAAAAUUCGAAGCGCUAUUGACACGGGGAAGACCGAUGAUACCCAGAAAUACUUCGACUUGAUGGAUAACUUGGAGAAGAACAGCACUUUGAUCCAAGACGCUCCAGAGGGUCGGUGGAUCGCGGACACUUUGCGGACGAUAGCUUCACAAGGGCAAUCACAAGAGUCUACGCUGCGAGCUGAAAGUCUGGUCAGAGCCAUCAACGAACGACUCAUGUCGACAUAUCCGCUACAUUCCUCCCCUGUGCCUAUGGGUUCUGAAGAAUUAUGGAGAGAGUUGGAAGCUGCCGGAUACACUCGGGGCCCGCUGGCGGGACAGAUCACUCACCAGCCCGAGAACUCAGAACAAAAAACACAGGAUGUGCCUCAGCCUCCCCAUGACAAUGACGAAAUAGCGGAGACAGCAGGACAAUUGUUGGAACGCGUCGCGGACAAUACAAGUUCUAAGUUUCAGAACAGUCAAUUUUUGCAGCUUAUGAGGCGCUUGAGAGACAGGGAAGUGCGUGUGGAGGGUGAUAAAAUGGUUGAAGUCAGUGAGACGUCCACUUCUUCCAUUCCUUCAUCACAACACACAUCAUCACCACAUUCAACAUCAGCGACAGCAACAAGAAGAGCAAUACCACCAAGAUCUACGAGAAUCCCACCAAUAGACCCCAACAUUAUCGAUUACGCCGCUACAGAUUUUGUCAUACCUGUUUCUUCACCAACAGACGAUAAUUUCGAGUACGCUUCCACUACCGACCAAAUUGCAAGUCAAUAA
Messenger RNA from Periconia digitata, 2069 nucleotides. Lineage: Eukaryota; Fungi; Ascomycota; Dothideomycetes; Pleosporales; Periconiaceae. The record is from the annotation of a GenBank genome assembly.